Acanthosepion pharaonis is the source of this 1593-nucleotide messenger RNA. The record is from the annotation of a GenBank genome assembly. NCBI's taxonomy places the organism in Eukaryota, Metazoa, Mollusca, Cephalopoda, Sepiida, Sepiidae.
AUGGUAUGGCGGGUGAUGGUCUUGGAUGGAGCUGCUCGUCCUUGUAUUGUCUUCAUCUUUAGCCUUUCUCCUCUCCUCAAAAGUGGAACACCUGAAACGAAUUGCUUUUUGCAUAGAUGGACGGUCAGCGGCUUCAUCCUUCUAGGUGUCACUGUAGCGACAGUCCUUACGGGUCUUCUGCUCAAAUUCACUCUGGUUAGAGGAGCUGGGCGCCUCCACCAUAAAAUGCUCACUUACCUCACAAGUCUGCCUGUCAUACAUUUUGAAUCAACACCUCCAUGCACGAUAUUAAACACUUUUUCUGCCGAUAGCAGAAUUGUUGAUCAGAUCUUACCAACGACCCUUGAACUGCUGCUAAGUGUAUUUAUCAAUUUCUGUUCCUAUCUAUCUAUCUAUCUAUCUAUCUGUAUUCAACUACACCGUCUACAGAACCUAUCCAAGCUGCCACUGUUCAACCAUUUCUCCGAGAUCCUGAGUGGUUUGAGAACAAUUCGUGCCUACAGGGUCCAAUAUUGGUUUACUGGUUACGUGACGCAUGCAAUUGAUGUCUUUAAUGUCGUCUUUAUAUACAUCUAUGCUAUGAAUCGCUGGUUAGCUGUCCGCCUUGACAUUCUUGGCUGCCUUAUAAUGUUCACAGCAUCUCUUGGCAGUCUCGCCUUGUCUGUGAAUAACGGUGGAAAUGGCACCCUGGUUGGACUCUGUCUGCUUUACGUCAUCAUGGCUCCAAUUUAUCUUAACAUGAUUGCCCGUCACAUGUCUGAACUUGACAACAACGUCUGCUCUCUGGAAAGGGUGAUUGAAUAUGCUUCUGAGACUCCACCCUCAAUUGACCCCCCAGACUGCAUCGAUAUUCAUGAAACCUGGCCUGACAUGGGCGAUAUUCAAUUUCGGCAUAUUGCACUCAAUUAUGACCCUGAACAAAGUCCCGUGGUUGCCUUUUGUGGCCAUGCUGGCAGUGGCAGAUCGUCUCUCAUCCUUUCCCUCUUCAAAAUGAUUCAUGUCCAUGAAGGCAAGAUUUUUAUUAACAACCAGGACAUUUCAGUGGUGCCAUCAUACAUUCUCAGAUCCAGGCUGUCUAUCAUACCACACGAUCCCAUCAUGUUCGAUGGAACUGUCAGGUUCAACCUUGACCCUGAGGGAAAAUACAGAGACCCAGAAAUUUGGGAAGCUCUAAAUGCAGUACAGCUGAAGCGGACAGUUCAAGAAUUACCACAUAAAUUAGAAACUGCUGUUCUUUAUGAGGGAAAAGAAUUUAGUGUCGGACAGAGACAACUCUUCUGUUUUGCCCGUGCCUACAUGCGGGACAGUAAAAUUGUGAUUGUGGAACAGGAACAUACAAACGAUGAUGCUUUGAUGGAAGAGACAAUCCAGGAAUUGAUACAAACUGUCUUCCGAGACUCCACAGUCCUCGUCACUUUGCACCAUUUAACCCACCUGCAUAAUUACCAUCGCGUCAUGGUUUUAGAUCAAGGGAAAAUUAUCGAAUUUGACACGGCUGAACAUCUUUUGGCUAAUGAGAACAGCAUGCUAUCCGCUCUUGUCAGGGAAGGUCAACAAAGACGAUCAAAUAAAGUGCUCAUCACUGUCUCUUGA